Messenger RNA from Oncorhynchus mykiss (rainbow trout), 3278 nucleotides. It is a transcript of the gene cttnbp2nlb, whose product is annotated as CTTNBP2 N-terminal like b. NCBI's taxonomy places the organism in Eukaryota, Metazoa, Chordata, Actinopteri, Salmoniformes, Salmonidae. The record is from RefSeq and is a predicted model, not a curated record.
UGUCUUGUCAAAGACUGUUGUCUUAUUCGCCACUGGGAUAAGCGCUCGGAUACUCGGGUUCUACUAUUCAUUUUUAUUUUAACGUUUACGUUUGUAUGUUGUUGUAAAAUUGAUGAAGUCAGGACUUAACGCAUGAAGGGGGUGAUGAUGAAUAUGGAGACUCUGAGCAGGCCGGAGCUCCUGAAGCUCCUCAGCAUCCUGGAGGGAGAACUGGAGGCACAAGACACAGUUAUACACACCCUCAGAGCCCAGCACAGGGACUCGUUCGUCCAGGAGCGCUAUGGCCAGUAUGACCUCAGUGACCCCUUCCUGGCCCUGCAGCGGGAUAGCCAUACCAUGGAUGACUGGUCCCCUUCAGACCCCCAGGGCAGCGUGGUGGGGCCCAACCCUCUGGCUGUGCUGAAGCUGGUCAUGGCCCACUGCAAAAGGAUGCAGGAGAGGAUGAUGGGACAGCUGGCAGCCGCAGAGAGCAGACACAGGAGGGUGAUUGCAGAUCUGGAGGAGGAGAAGCACCGACACGCACUAGAGUCGGCGCAGGAUGAGGAUGUCACCGUCAUGCUGGAGAAGGAGAGGGAGAAACUACUGCAGCAGUUGGAGGUGGAGCGUGCAGCAGUGCGUAGGCUGCAGAGGGAGCAGGAGAGGGCAGUAGGCCUGGCAGAGGAAACUCUGUCCCAGCAGCAGCAGUUGUCCUCAGACCUAACCCUGGAGCUCCAGAAAACCACCAGCCAGGCCCUGGAGGAGGCCCAGAGAGUCAGCCAGCUCCGCCUGCAACUCCAGGAGGAGAGCUGUACUUCAGAGAGCCUGAGGGGGGCCCUGGAAGCGGAGAAGGGCAGAGCAGCGCAGCUUGAGGCCAGAGCAGAGAGCCAGCUGGCUGAGUUUGACACAGAGAGGGAACAAUUAAGAGCCAGGAUCAGACGAGAAGAGGAGAGGAGCAAGGGGCUGGAGAGAGAAGUGGAGGAGCUGAGGAGGAGGUUGGAGGCAGCAGGAGAGGAAGGAAUGGUUAGGAAGGUGCAGGAGACUGCGGUGAAGGAGGUGAAGGAGGUGAAACAGUCUCCUUCAAAGAUAGCGUCAGCGGCGGCAUUAGCAGCGGUGUCAGCGGCGGCGUCCACCUCGAGCCAGACAGAGCCUGAUGGGAAGGCAAGCGUCGACCCUAAAGAGAUCCCUGUCUCAAAGGUCAACGGGCAUCAUCCUAACCCUCCACGGGACACUGACCCCCCUCAGGAGGGCGGGGCUGUGGAGAACGGUGGGGUAGAGAGCGAGUCCGGAGCAAGUCUUCCCUCCCCUCUCCACCCUCACCCUCCUCACCCCCACUGCCACCCUCACCCCAACCUCUCCCCCUCCAGCACGGCCUCUUCCUCCCUCUCCUCCUCCCCCAUCUCCUCCCCCACGCUGGCUAAGCGUCUGGUCAGCCCCGGUGGCUUCCACACAUCCUCCUACCAGGCUGGAGUCAACCAGCGCUUCCACGCCGCCAGGCAUAAGUUCCAGGUGCAGGCUGAGCAGGAGCAGCUCCAGCAGGGUAGCACGGCUCCCCUCUCCCCCCGGGACCUGUCCCCUACCACCACCCCCAUCCCUCCACCCUCAGAGAACAGCACGGCCAAGCAGCUAGCCCGAAACACCGUCACCCAGGUCCUGUCCCGUUUCACCAGCCAGCAGGCAGGGGCCAAGCUCCCCCCACUAAACAGCUCUCCGUUUGGGACUGACUAUCGAAGCCUGGCAGCCUCCCCUCCUGGGGGGAAGACCUCACCUGGAGGACCCCUGUCCCCAGGUAUACGCUCACCCCUCACCCCUCGGUCCGAGAGGUGCUACCCACCCCCCGUUCCUAAGAAACCGGGUAUGAGCCCCUCUCCAGGCUCCCCCGACCCCCAAGCCGGGGCCAGCCUCUUCCCAGAGCUGACGGGGGGCUGUGGGCUAAGCAGCAGUGGACAGGAGGGGGCUAAGGAGCCAGACCUGGUACUCUCCUCCGGUAGCUAACAGCUAAGGGCCACGGCAGCUAGAAAGUGAUCUAGGAUCAGCAUAGCCUUCCCAAAUCCUUCCCAUCUUUAACCAUUAGGGAGAAAACACAAAACGGACCUAGGAUCAGUAUCUGUGAUCAGCUUUGUCUUAUUCCUGCUGGAGGAGCCAGUGCUCUCCUCCAGCAGCUAGCAGCGUAUGGCCUCCCUCAUUCCAGAUAGGCUAGUUUCUCUCUUCCAUUUGCACUUGUUCACUCACUUUUAGGCCUGAGAUUCAAUCCGAGUGCUCUAGUCAACAAUGCAGCUUUUAAAAGCAAUGUUGCUGGGUUCAAAUAGAUCGCAUUCAAGGUAAACGCUGCUGAUGUCGGCUCAAUCAGAAAUGACCUCAGAGACGGUAAAGAAAGCAAGACAUCUCACAGGAUCAUGUUUUCUGGUCGGGCGGGUGGAGCGAGCGAGGGGAUAAGUAGACCAGAGCCAGCUGUUGGUUAGUUGGUUAGUUUUGCAUUGAAAACAAAUUGUCACGGUUUCUGUCUGUGUAAGUGGGUGUUUCCUCUCUCACGUGACCAUCUUUGAGCAUGCUUUCCCGCGUGAGCUUAUGUGGGAAAGCAUGCUCACACAAGACAGGAACUUUUUUUUUAAAUGUCAAAUGGUAAACGGCCUUUUUAAGACAUUUUCAUUAUCCACCAUCUUUGAUUACCUUUAAAUGUCUAUCGGUUUAAUGUGGGUCCACCGCGGUCUGGAUUGGAUCCUGGCCUUAAUCUCCUGGAUGUCCUGCAGCAGGCAGAACAUGCCACUACUUAUACCUCUGUAGGCCCUAUUUUGACCACAUAAAUUAGCUGCUUAGUAGCAAAUGAAAGCUCAAACACUACCUAGCAAACGGUCUGAAACACUGUCUAGUUCACAUUAAAUUACAUUAAAUCUAUAAUAUACUGGGUUUUAUUGGAUUCAUAAGAUUUAUUUUAUUUGGAAUUUAUGGAUAGUUUUUUUAAUAUCUUGAUUUGUAAUAUAUCUUUAUACCUAGUUUAUUGUAUUCCAUAGCCAUGUUUAAAAGUGAUCUUAUUAAUUAUGCAUUUAGUUAUUCUAGGACAUUAAUUCAUGAAUCUCUCCGCCCAAGUCCACUCUGCAGUCUCGUCCAAUACAAAGGCUGCAUGGAGAGGGGAGUCUUUCCGUGGCAAGAGGAUUCAAAUGUAAUCUGUUGAUUGCACAUGUACAGUUGAAGAGGUUUACAUACACCUUAGCCAAAUACAUUUAAACUCAGUUUUUCACAAUUCCUGACGUUUAAUCCUAGUAAAAAUUCCCUGUCUUAGGUCAGUUAGGAUCACCACUUUA